UAUGUGAAAACAAUGAUUGUCAGAAUGGAAUUUGUAUGGCGGACCAAUCCAGGAUAAGAGGAUACACGUGUAAAUGUACUAUUGGCUUUGACGGGGAUAAUUGUCAAGUUGAUGUGUGUGACAAUCAUGAUUGUCAGAAUGGGACUUGUGUGGCAGACCAUUCAAAGAUAAGAGGAUACACGUGUAACUGUACCAUUGGCUUUGAUGGAGAUAAUUGUCAAGAUAAAAAACGUUGCGACAAUUGCAUUGAAUACGUGAAAAACAAUAGUUGGAUACUGGCUUUUAAGGCCCAAAGUCAGACAGGAAUUAACCCUGUCGAUGUCUACAAGUCAGUUGGCAUCAGACACGAGGUCAACCGGUCCUAUCCACUGGAAUGUACAGCACUGAAACAGAUUCCUGGUUGCUUUAUGCCAUACAGAACUGGCUUAAUUGAUGAUUGGGAAGAAAUUAAUGUCAAUCGGGUAAAGUUUCAAGUGAUAAUUGAUGACACAAAUACGCAAGAAGUAGUUUUUGAUGGAAGAACAACUGACAAUAUUAACUGGUUCACAGCCUCAAGAAUCCUAAGUUCUACAUGGCAGGAUGUAACAUCCGAUGGACAAUUCAAUUAUUUUACCCUGGAGGGACAUCAAGAAAACUUUGUAAAUCGUCAAUUUUAUAUCUCCCGUGAACAUGCUGGUUGUCCCAAUGACAAGGGAUGGUUCGCUUCUUCUUUUUUUCCAAAGAUUGGAUGUGGCUUUGAUAACAUAGGAGGAAAAUUUCCCGCUUUUGUUGCUUGUCCUAAAGCAACACACUGCGUAAUGGAGUCAGAGGCUGUCAACGCUCAAGCUAUUGCUAUAUGGAUUAAAUUUGACAAUUGAAGGACUGCAAACAUCAGGAC
Messenger RNA from Saccostrea cuccullata (small rock oyster), 877 nucleotides. RefSeq lists its product as uncharacterized. Bases 36 to 857 code for a protein of 273 amino acids. Gene Ontology annotation, molecular function: Notch binding. Lineage: Eukaryota; Metazoa; Mollusca; Bivalvia; Ostreida; Ostreidae. The record is from RefSeq and is a predicted model, not a curated record. The transcript is spliced from 7 exons.